AUGGAUAUUGGGAAGAUCAAUCGAAUACUGAUUGGACAUGACAACGUGGGUCUCCGGUCUGGCUGGUUCCUGGCCAGUGUCCAAAUCACGGUUCCAGUCCAGGGAAGGCAGUACAUGUUCCCCUGCAACCGAUGGCUCGACAAAGAUGAGGCUGAUGGCAGGGUGGAGGUGGAGGUCUACCCAAGUGAGAUUGUGCCUAUUGAGAAAUUGAUAAACUACGAGGUGUCUGUAGUUACCGGAGACAUGCGGGCCGCAGGCACCAAUGCCAAAGUCUUCAUGCAGAUUUAUGGCGAGACUGGCAAAACUGAAUUGAUCACCUUAGAAAACAGAUCGAACAACUUUGAACGGGGAGCCACAGAUAUAUUCAAGAGAGAGGCUGCAGAUGUUGGCAAGAUAUAUAAGAUUCGGAUAGGCCAUGAUGGGAAAGGCAUUGGGGAUGGCUGGUUCCUGGAAAGCAUCACGCUGAAGCGGCUUGCCACGAAGAUGAAGGAGUCUGAUAAAAAGAAGAAGAAGAAGAAGAAGAAGUCUGAGGAGGAGGAAGAAGAGGAGACCAAGGUGGAAGAAGUAAUGGAUGUCUAUACGUUUGUGGCACACCGUUGGUUGGCUAAAGACGAAGGAGAUAAGGAGCUUGUGGUGGAGCUGGUGCCUGAUGGAGAAUCUGCCCUGGAGGAGAAUACGUACGAAGUCCAUGUUCUCACUGGGAAUGUGUGGGGAGCUGGGACGGAUGCUAAUGUCUUCUUGAGCAUCUAUGGCGUAGGAAGAGGAGACACCGGUGAGCGCCAGCUGAAAAGGUCAAAUAACCUCAACAAGUUUGAAAAGGGCCAGGUGGAUGUGUUCACCAUCAAAGCCAUUGACUUGGGUGAGCUGAAGAAGCUGCGGAUCCGCCACGAUAACUCUGGUGCUAGCCCAAGCUGGUUCCUGGAGAGGGUAGAGAUUGUUGACCUCAAGGAGAGCACCACGUAUUAUUUUCCAUGCCAGCGAUGGUUAGCAGUUGAGGAAGAUGACGGUCAGAUUGUCAGGGAGCUGGUCCCAGUGGAUGAAGCAUUUGUAAAGAAAGAUUCGGAAAAUGAUGGCCAGUCUCUUGCAACGCUGGGCCUGGAACAGAAAGCUAAGUCAACAACAUACACUGUGAAAGUGAAAACCGGGGACAAGAAGAAUGCUGGGACAGAUGCCAAUGUCUUCAUCACUCUCUAUGGAAGUAAAGAUGAUACAGGAAUAGUCAGCCUAAAGGCCUCAAAGAUUAACAAGAACAAAUUUGAGCGUGGGAAGGUAGAUGAGUUUACAGUGGAAUCUGUGGACAUUGGAGACCUGAAAAAAAUCAAGAUAGGCCAUGACAAUAAAGUUGUUCCUUACGAGAUCACAGUCUACACCAGUGACAUCUUUGGAGCUGGCACAGACGCAGAUGUCUUCAUUGUUCUCUAUGGAACAGAUGGGAUCUGUACUCAGCAGAAAUCCCUGUGCCUCAACAAGAGAGAGCAAAGGAUGUAUUUUGAAAGGAACUCAGUGAAUCAGUUUAUUGUGGAGCUGGAGGAUGUUGGUGACAUUAUUGAAAAGAUUCGCAUAGGACACAAGGGUGGAGGACUGAACUCUGGAUGGCAUUUGGACCGUGUGGCGAUUCGGAGACUGUUGCCAAACGGAAAGGGCUCAGAAACUGUCACAUUUCCAUGUGAAAGAUGGCUUGUAAAGUCUGAAGACGAUGGGGAGAUUGUCAGAGAACUGGUACCAUCUGAUAUUUUUACUGAAAAACUCAUGAAGGACGGGACCCUCAAGCAGAUAGAGGAAGAAGUUGAAGACCCAUUAGAAGUUCACACGUACAAGAUCAGCGUGUUCACUGGAGAUAUUUAUGGUGCUGGGACAGAUGCUAAUGUUUUCCUAAAUAUCUACGGAGAUCUGGGGGACACAGGAGAGAGAAAACUCAGCAAAUCUGAAACGAACUUCAACAAGUUUGAAAGAGGACAGGAGGAUACGUUUGCUAUACAGGCUGUGGACCUUGGCAUUUUGUACAAGAUCAAGAUUCGGCACGACAAUAGCAUGUUCAGUCCUGACUGGUUCCUGGAAAAAGUAGAGAUCCUGGAUGAGACCACAGAGGAGUCAUUCGUUUUCCUGUGUGAGCGCUGGCUCUCCAAAAAGAAAGAGGACAAAAAGAUAGAGCGGACGCUUUAUGAACAGAGCUAUGACGGCGAGCGAAACAGCCUGGAUGGCUCAUCUCUCAGCGUAUCGAGUCAAGAUAGCAAUGCAAACCUGAAGGAGACUAAAAAAUCCAGCUUGGUUAAGGCAGCAGAAGAAGGAUCAUUGAUCCCGUACCACAUCACCGUCACGACAGGCACAGAAUAUGACUCCAGCACUGACAGCCGAGUGUACGUCAUCAUCAUGGGUCCUCAGAAAGUGCAGACGGAGAGGCUGUGGCUGGAUCUCCCGGAAGGAAAAGAUGAAUUUGCAGAUGGCUCUGUAGAGAAAUUCUCUGUUUGGGGCCUAGAUGUUGGGGAGAUCAAAAAAGUGGAGGUGGGGCACGAUGGCGCUACCCCUGAGAGCUGCUGGCUGGUGGAAGAGCUCACCAUCGUCGUGCCCACCAAAGGCGUCAUGUAUAACUUUGUCUGUAAGUGCUGGCUGGCCAGAGACAAAGGUGAUGGACUCACCUCACGAAUCCUCAACAUCCUGGAUGCAGACUGCGUUAACGUUGGCCUCAAGAUCCUCUACGAAGUCACGGUUGUGACUGGAGACAUUGAAAGCGGUGGUACCGAUGCCACUAUUUUCAUGACUGUCUUUGGAUCCAAUGGGAACACUGAGGAGAUGCAGCUGGAAAAAAAUGGAGACAGGUUUGAGCGAGGCCAAGAGGACAGUUUCAUUAUGGAGAUCGCUGAUAUCGCACCCCUCAGGAAGAUGAGGAUCCGGACGGAUGGGAAGGGGACUCGCCCGCACUGGUUCCUGGAAAGGAUCAUCCUGAAGAACCUGACCAAUCAAGAAGUGGCCACGUUUACCUAUGGUGAAUGGCUGUCAAAGCUGAAAAAUGCCAAGGGAAGUCUUGUGUGUGAGAUGCCAGCUGUGAUAAAUGAUGAGCAGAUGAUGGAGGACACAACAUACACUCUUCAGGUUAAAACCAGUGAUGUUGGAGGGGCAGGCACCGACGCCAACGUGUCCUUGAUCCUGUUUGGGGAGAACGGGGACAGCGGGACCCUGGCUCUGAAGGAGUCCAACAAGUCUAACAAGUUUGAGAGGAACCAGAUGGAUGAAUUCAACUUCUUGGACAUGCUGAGCCUGGGAGAUCUCUGCAAAGUGCGGAUUUGGCACGACAACAAAGGAAUCGCACCAGGUUGGCACUUGGAAUAUAUUGACGUGAAGGACUCUGCCAUGGACAAGACAUUUCGCUUCCAGUGUGAUCGCUGGCUGGCUAAAGGUGAAGACGAUGGGCAGCUCAUAAGGGAACUGGCUUGUGCCAAUAAUGACAUCCUGGAACUGAAGGAACGGACCGCCUAUGAGAUUGUCACAGUAACAAGCGACAGAGAGGAUGCAGAAACAAAGGAAAACAUCUGGAUCAUCUUGGAAGGAAAGCUGGGCCGCUCAAAAGAAUUCCUUAUGGAAAAUUCCUCCAAGAAAAGGAGAUUUGAAAGGGGAGCAACAGACACAUUUCAGUUUUCCUCAAAGAACGUUGGUGAUAUUGCGGCCAUCUGCGUUGGUCACUGCCCAAAAGAUGGGAAGAAGUCAUCUGCAAAAGCUGAUGUCUUCUGGCAUGUCCAAGAGAUUAUCAUAACGGAGAUGGAGCUUUGCAACAAAUACUUUUUCAGGUGCAAUGUGAAAAUCCCUCUGCGUUACAAGAGACGGGACUACAAAGUCUUUGAGUGUGCCAAGGUCACCGAGAGCUUUGCCAGCAAAGCCCGGAGCUUGGUGCCAGUCAAAUACGAGACCAUUGUGGUCACAGGCUUUGAAAAGGGCGCAGGGACUGACGCCAAUGUGUUCAUCACCAUCUUCGGGUUGAAUGGGGACUCGGGAAAACGGGCGCUGAAGCAGAAGUUCAGGAACCUUUUUGAGCGGGGCAAAACCAACAGGUUUUACUUGGAAACGCUGGACAUGGGGGAGCUAAAAAAAGUCCGGAUUGAGCACGACAACAGCGGUCUGGCCCCGGGCUGGCUGGUGGAGCGUGUGGAGAUCACCAACUCGGCGACUGGUGUAACUACCAUAUUUCCCUGCGGGAAGUGGCUGGAUGAAACCCGGGGUGAUGGGUUAAUCUGGAGGGAGCUUUUUCCUAGGUACUGA
This is a messenger RNA of Gavia stellata (red-throated loon), 4251 nucleotides long. RefSeq names its product lipoxygenase homology PLAT domains 1 (gene LOXHD1). The record is from RefSeq and is a predicted model, not a curated record. Gene Ontology annotation, molecular function: protein binding. Bases 1 to 4251 code for a protein of 1416 amino acids. The transcript is spliced from 25 exons. NCBI's taxonomy places the organism in Eukaryota, Metazoa, Chordata, Aves, Gaviiformes, Gaviidae.